This is a messenger RNA of Chanos chanos (milkfish), 441 nucleotides long. Its product is annotated as MORN repeat-containing protein 4-like. Lineage: Eukaryota; Metazoa; Chordata; Actinopteri; Gonorynchiformes; Chanidae. Gene Ontology annotation, cellular component: cell projection. The record is from RefSeq and is a predicted model, not a curated record. The coding region runs from base 1 to 441 and encodes 146 amino acids. Gene Ontology annotation, biological process: response to axon injury. The transcript is spliced from 4 exons.
AUGACUUUGACUAGAGGAUCAUUCACUUAUUCCAGUGGAGAGGAGUAUCAUGGAGAGUGGAAGGAAGGUCUAAGGCAUGGUUUGGGUCAGCUAACCUUCUCGGAUGGGACGUGUUACACGGGACAGUUUGAGAAUGGUCUGUUUAACGGCUGUGGGACCUUGGUUUUUCCUGAUGGCUCGAGAUAUGAGGGUGACUUUGUCCAGGGGAAGUUCCAGGGUGCAGGAGUCUUCACUCGUUUCGACGGGAUGAAGUUUGAAGGGGAGUUUAAGAGCGGCUGCGUGGAGGGACACGGUGUCCUGACGUUCCCAGAUCAGGGUCAGGGCUCUGUCGUCCAGGAAGGCGUGUUUGAGAACAACCAGCUCCAGCGGAAGGAAAGUUGCCAGGCGGCGGUGCAGAGAGCGCAAAGUUCCUCUACUAAAGCGCGCAGCCUCACCCUCUGA